Molecule: messenger RNA, 1905 nt
Organism: Besnoitia besnoiti
Lineage: Eukaryota; Apicomplexa; Conoidasida; Eucoccidiorida; Sarcocystidae
Product: Toxoplasma gondii family D protein
Exons: 1
Coding region: 1-1905 (634 amino acids)
Source: RefSeq, a predicted model, not a curated record
AUGAGACUCGUGCCUGCGACAGCAGCCCCAUGUCUGGCGUUUUUCGCCUUGGGUGUUUCUUUCUUUGACGUCGUUUCUGCCGGACCCUCCAGACGCGGCCAAACACUUCAACAGCGUGCGGCCGCGUUUGCCGCACCUUUCGCGCACCAGUAUGAAAACGUUGGGAACUAUUACCAGAGUGACUAUCCAGACUACUCAAGCAAUGAGGCGCCUCACGAACUUUAUUCCCACAAGUACCACAGUGGUAAGAAAGGCGGCUACACAACGACAACAACAGCACCUCACCUUCCAGUUCAGAUGGUAACGGAGUGCUUUCAAGUCCCUUACAGCAUCAACAAAACAUGCUAUAAAGAUGAGAUUGUAAGCCGCCCGUACAGCUGUCCGUCGUCCGGUGCCGAGGAGGUUUGCCGUGCCGUUCAAGAGGAGGCAUCAGACACGUGCUACCGGGUUGUCCAGCGCGAGGUGCAGUAUGAAUGCCCUAAGCCGCAGAACCAAAAGCUCUGCUCCCAGAUACCGGUGACCAUUGCAAAGACAUGCAGGAAAACGAAGAAGGAAAAGAUCGUCAGCAGCUGUCCCAAACCUGUGCAAGUGCCCGAAUGCGAAGUCCAGGCGCGCUCGGUCCCUGAUACAUGCUACGAGUCCACCGCCGUCACGGAGGAAUACGAAUGCUGGGGAACAGAGUCCGCUAUGGAGUGCGACGUCGAAAUGCACGAAUAUCAAGGGCAGUGCACUCGAGAAGUACAGGUUCCUGUACCGUAUGAUUACCAGGAGACUGUACCUGAGAAGCAGUGCUCGAAGAAGCUGCAUACGAAGAAUGGCGUAUGCAUGAAGACGAUUCAGGAGGAGGAGCAGUACCCUUGCCCUGAAACGAAGUGGGAGCAAAGAUGCACGCCAACAACCAAGCUAGUUCAGGAACCCUGUGACAAGCCCGUUGUUGCUCAAGAGACAUACGACUGCAGCGAGACACGCAAGGAGCAAGUUUCGAAAACAUGUUCCCGCCGCGUUCCGAAGAAGACCGCCGUUGAGCGAUGUGACGCGCCACAAGGCAAGAAGCAUGAGUACCAACCGAUGGGCAAGAAACUUCGCCGUCUCGGGCCGCAUAAAAAGGGAGGCUUAUGCCGGACAGUGGAGAUGGUGACUGAGGAAAUCGAAACGUACCCGUGCACAGAAGAAGUGGCUGUCGUCGUACCUAAAGUAUGCUCACGAGACGUGACGCGUACAGUCACCCAGAUGUGCAACCGUCAGGUGCCAGAUCAGACAUGCGCCAUGGAGUCGGUCUCUGUGCCAAAGAUGUGUUCUCGAACAGUUCCGAAGAACGUCGAAGUCCCCUGCAGCAGCCAAAAGGAGGAGGAAGUGUGCAACGAUGUUCCCCGUCACGUAUCGAAGCAGGGGUAUAGAUUCGAGACAAAGGUAGAGACGUAUCCUUGCCCGAAACAGGAGUUCGCUGAGCGGUGCUAUGAGGUGAAACGUCCGAAGAGGCAUAUCUGUCAGGCGACAAUAUUUGAAACGAAGGAGAAAGUAUGCACCCGGCAGGAGUUCCAAGAGGUAUGCCGGGAUAAGGAGCAGCCCCUGUCUCAGCCCUGCUUGGAAGAACGCGAAACACAAAUCGAAAUUCCGUGCAAAGACCACACCACGGAGGAGAAGUGUAUCAACGUUCCCAUCUAUACAAUGGGCUUGUGCUCGACUAUAAUCGAAGAAGUUGAGGAGUAUUCGUGCACGAAGACAGAGCCGGCGAUUCAGUGCCAGAGCAUGCCAACGGAGCGUGUUGGGACAUGCUUCCGCGAGGAAACUCAAACCGUGCCGUACGACUGCUAUGAAAAAGCCUACGAAGAGAAAUGUGUGCAGCUGCCUGUGACCCAGCCUCCGGCACCGAAACCCCAGAAGAAGAAACCUGCCAAGAAAUAG